CUGAACUCUUCCGAAACAGCCCGUCUACUUCCGCGAGAGUUUGCGAUCCCGCUCUCGCGAGAGAGGACCCGAUUUCCUGUAGCGACAGAAAAGAUGGCGGAUCGGCUAACGCAACUUCAAGACGCAGUCAAUUCGCUCGCUGAUCAGUUCUGUAACGCCAUCGGCGUUCUGCAGCAAUGUGCUCCACCUGCCUCUUUCAGUAACAUCCAGACGGCCAUCAACAAGGAUCAGCCUGCAAACCCCACUGAAGAAUACGCUCAACUGUUCGCAGCUCUGAUAGCGAGGACGGCCAAAGACGUGGACGUUCUGAUCGACUCUCUUCCCAGCGAGGAGUCUACGGCGGCCCUGCAGGCGGCCAGCCUCCGUCAGCUGGAGGAGGAGAACCACGACGCGGCGGCCCGUCUGGAGGAGGUGGUGUACCGCGGCGACAUGCUGCUGGAGAAGAUCCAGAACGCGCUGGCCGACAUCGCCCAGUCGCAGCUGCGCACCCGCAACGGAGCGCUGAGCCAGCCUUCGCCGGCCGAGUCCUGACGUCGCGUCCUGCCACCAGCGGACACUUUUUUUUUUUGUUUUGUUUUGGUUUUUUUCCACACGGCGAAUGUUUGUUUUGCAAAAACGGAAAGAUCUCUCCACUGCCCAACAUCUGUCUGGGAUGAACAACACUAGAGUCUCCAAUGUAGUUUAAACUUAAAGGCAUUAUUUUGAAAUCAAAUAAUUGAAGUCAUUUCUGAAUUGCAUUUUUUUGGGGGCGGGGGGCUUAAGUAAAAAAAAAAAAAAAAGGUGUUCAUUCGGACAUUCAUCCUAGCAACACGUCCGCUGUGUUAUAUAUGUAGAUUCCAUGUUGUACAUUUCAUUUGUUGUUUUUUUUGACGUAAAUGUAAACACUUCAGUCUGCUUUGAAAAAGGUUACAAUGUAAAUAUGUGAUUAAAAAUACAGAGCAGCAUUUCC
Messenger RNA from Xiphophorus couchianus (Monterrey platyfish), 949 nucleotides. It is a transcript of the gene med21, whose product is annotated as mediator complex subunit 21. The transcript has 4 exons. Gene Ontology annotation, molecular function: transcription coregulator activity. Gene Ontology annotation, cellular component: mediator complex. Lineage: Eukaryota; Metazoa; Chordata; Actinopteri; Cyprinodontiformes; Poeciliidae. Gene Ontology annotation, biological process: regulation of transcription by RNA polymerase II. The record is from RefSeq and is a predicted model, not a curated record. Bases 94 to 531 code for a protein of 145 amino acids.